AUGAAGCACAAAUUGUUGAUGUUCAGUUGUAAAGAAACAGUCAAGAGUGCGAUUACGACGUUCAAUAUUGCUCUUGUCACUCUUGCUCUUUACCCCAUUUCCGAUAUCCUAUUGAAGCUGAAGAGCGAAGAAUUCUUCCAUGCACUUGCUGAAAGAGGGAGACGAGGAGUGCCUCUCUCGACAAUCAAUACCAUUUCUAGCCCGGCAUUUGGAAUGCUGAACUCGAUCUACGCAAUAAUAGUGAGGCAAUGCUCACGAUUUUUUGUGGCUGCUACUGUUGGAUCUCUUAUCGCGUUCGCAACUUCAAUCCUUGCACCAACUGCAUUGAGCAUUCAAAGUGUCCUUGCAGAUGGCGACAUUGUAGCCCUUCCAGCCGGGGCAGUGGCUAAUAACAGUGUCUAUAAUACUACCUUCGGGUUAGAAUAUGCAUCCGAGUAUUAUGCUGAAAACAACGCAGACUUUGCCGGGUCUAUUCUAUGGGCGGAGAUGAGCCUUGGAGUACGGUACAACUUUUCUGUUGCUGCUAGUCUUGAAGCAGAUGUCUCGGCGUUCAUCGUACCUCAACCACUCAAUCUUCCGAUGACUUUGACCGCCCGCUGGGUGACGGAUGUGAUUGGCUUGAGGCCAUCUUGCACAUGGGCGUCCACUAACAUAACCCAGCCUAUCAUUGUGUCUAAUGGAUCUUCUUCAUCGCCACUGGCAGGAGUAUAUCUGGAAGAACUGGAUUUAGACAUGGCAAUUGAUUCCAAUGACGUUGGGUUAGGGUCGCAAGCAAAUAUUGCUGUCAAGAACCCCGCGUCUUCUUUGUUCAACCACACCACCCUUAUGCCUCCUACAGACGGCUCAUCAGUCUUCCUCGCUAGUCAAUGCACCGAAGGCUGUCUGAUCGAUCCCACUUCCAACUAUGUAUGGUUGAAUUUCACUGGGAUUCCGACGUUCACUCUUGAACUCCCUCCUUCGAUGACCUUUGGGCAAACCAAUGUAUUGCAAUUGGCUUGUCUUGUUUGCAAACCGAAUGCAGUAAUUGAGACUUGUGAGGUUCGUGCAGAGGGGGGUGCCAUGUUGUCGGUCCAGCCUCUCAGCGAAGGGAAGCAACUCGCGCGUCAAGGAAACCUUUUCCCGCUCGAUACAACGACCAUGUUGUCGUUCGCACUGAGUAGCAUGCAGAAUGCUGGACCUUCAAAUUACAAUGGCACGAUGGAUCUCGGGUCUCAACCCUUAGUCAAGUUCUUUUUCGGUUCCGAGCAGGUGGAAUCCUGGCCAGGAUUGGACAAUGGGUCUGGCUCAGAGUUCGUGAAUGUUACGUUCCUCCCAGUCGGGAAUCUUUCGACAUGCUUUGGACAGAUGCUUCAGUCAGCAUCUAAGGGCUACCUGGGGUCUGCCUAUGUUCCAGCCAGAAUUUCAGCUCUUGAAGUUGUUUUCAUGUCUUCUUUGCCACUCGUUCUCAUCUCCACCGCGACUUUCCUCCUCUUAUACAAAUUUCUUGGUCUUUUGCGUCUUCAUAAAAAGGGAGAAGAAUUCAACUUGUCGAACAUCGCAAGAAUCAUCCACGGCUCGAAUCUUCCCGAAGAAAUGUCACUAUUGGCGCAGGAAAUCGAUGACGGGACCGGCAAACGCACUGAGCAGGAUGUCAUUGGACAGAUCGAUUGUUCUACGAGAACACGUUGA
This is a messenger RNA of Suillus clintonianus, 1668 nucleotides long. RefSeq lists its product as uncharacterized. The transcript is spliced from 7 exons. The coding region runs from base 1 to 1668 and encodes 555 amino acids. NCBI's taxonomy places the organism in Eukaryota, Fungi, Basidiomycota, Agaricomycetes, Boletales, Suillaceae. The record is from RefSeq and is a predicted model, not a curated record.